This is a messenger RNA of Myripristis murdjan (pinecone soldierfish), 2096 nucleotides long. RefSeq names its product pleckstrin homology domain containing, family O member 1a (gene plekho1a). The transcript is spliced from 10 exons. The record is from RefSeq and is a predicted model, not a curated record. Gene Ontology annotation, biological process: regulation of myoblast fusion. Gene Ontology annotation, cellular component: muscle cell projection membrane; ruffle membrane. The coding region runs from base 1 to 1875 and encodes 624 amino acids. Lineage: Eukaryota; Metazoa; Chordata; Actinopteri; Holocentriformes; Holocentridae.
AUGAAGAGUGAACUUCAGGUGAAGGACGAGCGGAAGGCGCAGGAAGUGUUCGACCUGGCCGACUACGAGCGCUCUGAGGAGCUCCGCAAGGCCAAGAGCCGCAGCAAGAAGAACCACAGCCGCUUCACCGUGCUGCGCUGCCGGCAGCCCGGCAACACCGUCCCUAACCUGGUGUUUCUGGCGGUGAGUCCUGAGGAAAAGGAAUCAUGGGUAAAUGCGCUGAACCUGGCCAUCGUCAGAGCCAAGAACCGGAUCCUGGACGAGGUGACCAUUGAGGAGGACAGUGUGUUGGUCCAUCCCACCAGAGACAGGGCUAAGAUCCCUCACGGCCGCCGCCUGCCGACCAGAGGACACCUGAUGGCCGUGGCGUCCACCUCCGCUCACGGCGUGCUGACCCUUGACCUGGUGGCCGAGGAGGACGGCGCCCUCUUCUCACCCGACCCGCACCGGGAUUCCUGGGAGAACAGCUUCCGGGUCGACCUGCAGGGGGCGGGGUCGGGGGCGGGGCCGCGGGAGGUCGGAGGUCGCCAGCGGGCCGGCACCGACGUGUCCAAGCUGCGGGCGAGCAGCCGGGAGCCCCGGGUGAAGACGGGGAGCCUGCCCAGAGCGAGCGAGCGCUGCUGGGCCAAAGGCAGCCAGCAGGAGGCGCCGCAGGGCCAGGUGACCUCAGCUACUGCAGUCCUGCAGCCUCAGUCUCAGACGCCGCAGCCGGGCAAGCGGCUCAGCGCUCAGGGCCGCAGCCGCUGCGCCUCCAUGGACGAGGUGCUCUCCUCCAGGCCGGCGAUGAUCCGCUCGGAGUUCCGCUCGGCGCUGCGGCGCUGUCCGACGGAGGAGGCGGCGGUGCAGCCGGUGGGCCAGCUGCAGAGCCUCAUCGCCCAGAAGAUGCAGAGAGCGCAGGAGCUGCUGGAGGAGAUGAGGCUGCAGGAGCUGCAGAAGGCCCGGGCCGAGCGGGCCGAGCGGGGCGAGCGGGGCGAGCGGGCCGAGCGGGGCGGCGACUCGCCCUACCUGAGGGGGAUCGACUCCCCUCGCCUUCACCAGCUCCGCGGCUCCGACUCGCCGCACUCCAGCAGGUCGUCCGGAUCUCCGAGGAGCAGGAGCAGCGACUCCCCUCGCCUCCGGGGGAAAGACUCUCCUCGACUGAGAGGAGGUCGAGAGUCUCCUCGCUCCAAAGCCAGGAAGAAUCGCUCCAAAGGCGGCGACUCGCCUCGCUCCAGAGGAUCCCAGUCUCCCGCCGCCAAACCAAACGACUCGCCCCGCCUGAAGGAUUCCCCCCGAGGGAAAGGCUCCGAGCCGGUCCGCUUCAAGGAGGCCGCCUCGCCCAAACUGAGGGGCCCGUCCGGCUCUCCUCGAUCCAACAAGGAGCUGGACUCUCCCGUCCGGAAGGCGCCCGACUCGCCUCCGUGCGUCAGAGGAGUCGACUCGCCGCACGGCAGCGAAACGGACUCGCCCCGGCUGAGGAGCAGCAGGGAGUCGCCCGGCGGGAGUCACAAGAACUCGCCCAGCCUGUCCAGAUCCUUCGACUCCCCCCAGCCGGGCCCCGGCAAAACCCUCGACGACCGCCUCCUCACCCCGCCCCUCUCCCCCCCCUCCCUGCUGUCCGAGGAGGAGUCGGAGGUGGAGAGGAGGCGCGCCGAGGCCGAGCGCCUGCUGGAGGAGGCCGUGUCGUCGUGGAAGGAGGCGCAGGAGGUCCUGCAGGAGGUGAAGGAGCUGCAGAGCCAGACGCUGAGGAGGCAGCGCAGGAGGACCUACGAGAAGAUGACGCCGGCGGCAACCAGCGGGUCGCCCACGGCAACGGCAGCGGCCUCAGCGGAGGAGGAGGACACGCCCGCCUCGCCGACAUCACCUGAGGAGGACGACGAGUCAGAAACACCUUGAUGACGAGGAUUUUUUUAAACGAUUUUUAUUGAAUUAUUGAAUUUUCUCAAUAAAAGUAGCAGCUUUUUUCAGUGAGCUUUGAAAAGAGACGGCUCGUGCACAAAGAGCACCGAGCGAGCGGGAUUCAUGAUUUUAAAAGAGAUUCUUGAUUCUACAACAUCGGAUUAACACUCAGAUAUUCUCUGAGGUUAAAGCGGCAAAUUUACGCGAGAAAACUCACA